AUGGUCGCCACUCUCCUCUCUCUCCCCCGCGAGGUGCAUCUCCUCAUCGCCGACAAACUCACUACUUUCCGCGACAAAUCCUCCCUCGCCCGCACCAGCCGCGGGCUCUACCACAUCAACCGCUAUCUCUACCGCUACGCCAUUCGAUCUGGCUUCGAACUCAAUGGUCCUCCCCUCGACACCAUCAAGCUGCUCGGGCGCUACUGCAUCCUUACCCAUCUCGUCUCUCGCGACCGCCGCGGACUGCCGGGACUAAGCCGCUUCCUCGAGCACGGCCUAGAUAUCGAAAUCAAACUCAGCUCGGAACCCAUCCCAUUGCUUGCGUUCGCCAUGGAGACGCAUCGGUACGAGUGGGUUCGGUUCCUCCUCGAGAGAGGUGCGAACCCAAGUGUCAGCGGCGGUGUCAAGCGCGGCGGACUCUCAGUACUGGGAAUGGCCGUGCGUGACGAAAAGUGUGGCCUGGCAAGGUUACUCCUCGCUGAAGGCGCGGAUGUCAACAUGGCCGACGCUGCCGGGAAGAAACCGCUUUACGAUGCUGUGGCGAAUGGGAAUGUCGAUCUGGUGAGGCUGCUGGUGGACCAUGGCGCGGAUAUGGAUGCGUCGGUCGGUCUGGGGGUGAUGGAUAUCCCGUUGAGAUUGGCGCGUUGGUUCGACCAGGGAAGGGUUAUGAGGUGUCUGAUAGACAAUGGUGCUGAUACUUCCUGUUUGAAGGCUGAGGAGAUGGCGUAUGUGAAGAAAUACAUCCAUUAG
This is a messenger RNA of Tricharina praecox, 750 nucleotides long. RefSeq names its product ankyrin repeat-containing domain protein. The transcript has a single exon. The coding region runs from base 1 to 750 and encodes 249 amino acids. Gene Ontology annotation, molecular function: protein binding. NCBI's taxonomy places the organism in Eukaryota, Fungi, Ascomycota, Pezizomycetes, Pezizales, Pyronemataceae. The record is from RefSeq and is a predicted model, not a curated record.